CAGGGCACCACCACCCUCCUCUGGACCCAGCAGGGCGCUGGUGGAGCACAGUCUUGCCUCCCUGCACCCGCAGGAGUUCUCAGGCUCCCCUCGCCCACCCUGCUGCCGGUGGAAUCCCCCCGGCCACCCACCGUGCUGGGGGCAGCGCUGAUUUACGACUUGUUGUUGCUGCCACCGAGCAACUACUGCUGUUGCUGCUUCCUCCGGACUUCCCUGGCUGCCAGGAUGCCCCCGACGGGCGGCAAGGCGCUGCUGGAACUGCCAGGCCUGGGUGGCAGAGCGUGGCUCCUGGGGGAGCAGCGCUGCCAAAUUGGGGUUCUAGCCCUUUAAAUCCGAUCCGGUACUGCAAAAAAAAGGACGAGCGAGCAGGAGAGAGCCUUCAGACUCUUUUAAUUAAAGCUUGUACCAUAUUCCCUAUUCCCAAGCCACGGCAGUCACUCCAGCUUCUCCAGGACAUCUCGGGGCUCUCCGGCACCGGCGACAUGGAUGGGGGGAGUCGCUCACCUGGGACCGGCGGCAGGAGAGUCACACUCCGGGCUUUGAUGUCCCCAUGAUGAGCUCACCCAGCGCCCAGAACCUGCCAGCUCACCCUCCUGAUGGGGCUGAUCGAGGAGCGAGGAGAGGGGCAGCCCAAGCAUGAAGGUGGCCGAGGGGACGAGUCUCCUGGGGAGAAGAAGAAGGAGGAGCCGCAGCAGAGGAUGAGACAGCCCGAGUUUCCCUCCUGGCAAAAGAUGCCAUUCCACCAUGUGACAGCUGGCUUGUUGUACAAGGGCAACUACCUGAACCGCUCACUCUCCGCCGGCAGCGACAGCGAACAGCUCGCCAACAUCUCCGUGGAGGAGCUGGAUGAAAUCCGGGAGGCUUUCCGAGUGCUGGACAGGGAUGGGAAUGGCUUCAUCUCCAAGCAGGAGCUGGGCAUGGCCAUGCGCUCGCUGGGGUACAUGCCCAGUGAGGUGGAGCUGGCCAUCAUCAUGCAGCGCCUGGACAUGGAUGGGGAUGGCCAGGUGGAUUUCGAUGAAUUUAUGACCAUCCUGGGCCCUAAGCUGGUGUCGUCGGAGGGCAGGGACGGCUUCCUGGGGAACACAAUAGACAGCAUAUUCUGGCAGUUUGACAUGCAGAGGAUAACGCUGGAGGAGCUGAAGCACAUCCUGUACCACGCCUUCCGCGACCACCUGACGAUGAAGGACAUCGAGAACAUCAUCAUCAACGAGGAGGAGAGCUUGAAUGAGAACUCUGGCAACUGCCAAACAGAGUUUGAAGUGCACGCCCAGAAGCAGAACAGACAGACCUGCGUGCGGAAGAGCCUUAUCUGCGCCUUCGCCAUGGCCUUCAUCAUCAGCGUGAUGCUGAUCGCGGCCAACCAGAUCCUGAGGAGCGGGAUGGAGUAGCCCCUGGCCAUGCCACUGUGACCCGAGCUGCCCAUGCAUGUGCAUGCCCACCUGGGGGAACCUCCCCCCGGCCCGACUCCGCCCGGCAAAGAGACACAGGCAGGCAAAGCACCACCCGAGCGGGAGCCCGAGGCCGGCGGCGUUAACGCGUCUUGUGAAUCAACCACAUCCUUUUUGGCAGGGACAUCAAAGGGCUGUCUUAAUGCUUUAAAGGUUUUGUUUCCUAAUGCAAUAAAAAGAACCACCACCACCACCACCACCCCACCCCCCAUAUACGGGAGUCCCGAAUUAUUGCUUCAAAACAGCGAUGGUCACUCGGAAGGGACUUGGAUGCAGCAGCCUGUGGGGCAGCUUUAAGGAGGCACAGCCUCAGGACUUACUGCAGUGGGGCUGUCUUUGAACCAGGGGCCCACUGACAAUCCCACUGGGCCCACAUUCCCAGGAAGUUGAUCGUAGCAUUGCCACAGGCGAGUCCUGUUUGUUUGAUUUCACCUCCUCCAGCUCCACUUUCCUUUCCUUUAUGACCAUGCCCAUGGACUUCACGGCAUCAGAGGGGAGCCAGAGCAUCUUGUACAGUAUUUUCUGAGGUUAAAAAAAAAAGGAGAAUUCGCCAGCAUCAUACAAAAUGUCUAUUUUUUGCUUCCUAAACACAAGACUGGGGAGUAGUAGGAGUCUGUUUGCCAUUUUUUCCCCGACUGUGAAUCAGGGCUUGAGAAGCACCACCCAUUUUUCACACAUGGGCAUUGCUGAGACUUGUGCACAGUCUUCCAACCGACUCUGCAACCACCAGCACAGCUCCAACUCCCUCUGAGUGGUCCUGUCUGCAUAUUCAACAACAUUUCCUCCCCAGCAGUUCUGCCUUUCUUCACUAUUGGUCUUCAAGGACCUUAUUCAAGAUGAAAACCCCGAGGGAAGCUCUUUCUGAGCUUUCCUUCCCUCUCCUCUCCUCUCCUCACCCGGGCAAUUUUUAUUUCUUUCAUUUCACGCUCCCUGGUUGGAAUCUGCAGUGACACCUCCGUGUCAGGCAUCGUGGGGGAGAGGUUCCAUUUCCCCUCACACUGCAGAGCGUGGUUUGGACCAUCCAGCUGCUCUGGUGCCUCCCAGGAGCCUUCCCACCAUCGCCACCUCUGUCCCUUGGGCAGGCUCCAAGGAGGGCAAGGGGAAAAAGGAGAAGAAGGAUCCAAACUAGAGCCCACCACCAUGUGUUGUGAGGCCUGUCAGACUUUCAGAUCCUGUGAGUGCUUGUUAUCUCCCCUGGAGGGGAUUUUAAUGAGCAGCAAGGAGAAGAUGGGGUGAUGCAGACUGGAGACGCGAGCGCUGGGCGAGCCUGGAGCCAGGAUUGCAGCAGGGAGGAUUUUUCCUUUCUCAGCUUGACACAAAUCCUUGCAUUUGCCUUUGGAUGAACUGGCUGUCACACCAGGAUACAUCUGAUUCCUUGCCCUGGUGGAAGAGGUUCCCCAGCUGGUGCCCAGGGAGGUCCAUGCAGUUGGAGCUGAGUUGUUGUGCCGGCUGGGAAAGCUCCAGAGCUCCAAGGAACAGUGAGAUUGUGCUCCUGUAAAUGUAGGGGACUGUUUCCUGUGCCCCAGGAGGGGCAGGAUGGCUCCCCAAGGGAUUACAAACCACCAGCUUCCUCCAUCCUACACAGCAGCCAUUGACUUAAACCUGGAUCCAUCCCAAAGACUCAUUGCAGGUCAUUCUUUGAUGACAAGUUUGAUUGAUAACAUUUAACCUGUAUUUUUAGUAGCCUAAUUUAAAAAUCUGUUUCUUGUUGGUCUGUGUCCCAUCAGCCCUUUGAACUCAAGUCACCCACCUCAUCACUGUCCUUUUCCUGGUGUCCCCCUCCAUCACAAGGACAACAACCCCCUUCUCCAGAGCAGCUGAGUUCCUUUUUUCUGCCUUUCCCAAACACCCAACUUCUGCAUUUCUGUUCUGCUGUGACAAACGAGGUGAACUGCAAAAUGUUCCCUAAAAAAACUGGUUCUGUCUCCCAGAAGAUGGAGAGGUUUGUGUUUGCUGGAGGGCAGCAGCAGACUUCAAACCAGCAGCAGGGUAUCUUAGGGCAGCUCUGGCGUGGGAUCUGCAGCUUUGGGGGGGCCAAGGGACACGGGCUGAGCUGGUCAGUGCAGAUAAUGAGCAUUGAGAUCAUCUGAAGGAAACUGUCAUCACAUUUUGAGGUCUCAGGGGUCUGUGGAGAGGUGGUAGCAGUGAAAAAAACCUCUAAACUUCACUUGUCACUGAGUAAUCCUUAUUUUUUUCUCCCGGGGCUGUGCUGGAGGGAACACGGAGAGGAGGGGGCGGCUGGAGAGGUGGGCACUGACCCACCCCCCCCCAGCAGUGGCAGAAACACAGGGCCCCCUUUGCUGAGCCCACAAACACACCCUAAACCACAGAGCAGGCAUCUCCACACCCUUCUCCCAGUGAACAUCCAGCAGACUCCAACCCCUGCAGCUCCCUCAGGACGAGGUGAAUGUCUGCAUCCCUCUAAGCUCCCUGGAAGGCUCCAUGGUUUCCUCGUGCAUGCUCCAUGAGAACCACUGUAAAUACAGCCAUUCUUCACCCUCAAGCUCCAUUUGUAAAGCCAAACCUAGAACUAAUACCUUGGUAAAAGCCAUAGCCUGGUGUCAGUAGAGUUCAUUGCACAACUCCCCACUGAUUUCACUGGGUACAGGAUUUUUGGGAGGGUUCUGGGGGUGAUUUUCCUGUAGGGAAACUAAUUUAUCUGUUAUGAAUCAGUGUCAUGUCUUGCCAGAGGUCCUUCUUUUCCUUCCUAUAUCCACCUUUCAUCUGCAGGCAUCUUGAAGAGCUCCCUUCUUUAAUCAGCCAGGCUCCACUGGCAAUGCAGGAUGGAUCAGGCAGAGCUAUUUCAUCCUUUCCUCUCCCCAAAACCUUCCCAUCCUUCCCAACCAGCAGCACUGGACCUGUGUCUCCUCCCAGCCUCCCUGGCUCCAUUUAUGUAACAUCCAUUUAUCUUUUUUUUUUUUCCUUCUUCUUCUUCUACACAAGAAGGGGGGAAAAAAAGGGCUUUUUGCUGCUUUUACAGACAGUAGGUAAAAAUAGAGCGGUAAAAUUUUGAUUGGAACCUGAUGGCAAAAGCUUAGGGGGAAGAAAGUAGAGAAGAAUCAAAGACAUAAAAAUAAAAAACCCCACAUCCCGUACUUGAAGGAAAAAAAAAAAACUAUUUAAGUGCUAAUUAACAUAGUUUAAAAAAUACCCAGACUGCAGCGAGGUAGAGCUGUCAGAAAAAGCACUAAACUUCUGCUCUUACCAGUUACAGGAGAAUUUAAGUGUCUUUUCAGCACUGCAAUUCUGGAGGAAAAGGAGAUUGCCAUGGCAACCCCGGCUGUUCGUGACAUGUGAGCGCCGUGUCGGAGCCACGGAGCUGUCCCUGCCCUGCUCCAGCUCACAGGGAUGGACAAACAGCUCCCAGAAACCCAGCACGGGGUUCUGCUCCCAGAGUGGGGAAUCAUCAGGAAAUCGGGACAACUCUGCAGCUUCUCCCGAGGGGCAGGACUGAGCUCUGCUCUGGGGGGAGCAGGGACAGCCCCCAGGGAAUGGCUGGAGCUGUGUCAGGGCAGGCUCAGGGUGGAUCUCAGCAAAAGGUUCUUCCCCCAGAGGGUGGUUGGCACUGAACAGGCUCCCCAGGGCAGUGGGCACAGCCCCAAGGCUGCCAGAGCUGCAGGAGGGUUUGGAUGAUCCUCUGGGGCACAGGGGGGGACUCUUGGGGCUGGGCCUGUGCAGGGCUGAGGGUUGGACUCCAGGAUCCUUGGGGGUCCCUCCCAGUUCAGGAUAUUCCAUGACUGUGAUUCUCUAAACUCUCUUGGCUUGGCUUGGGAAGGCUUGGAGAAGGAUGAGGUUGUUUUAGCUUGAGAGAGGCCUUUGUUUUGCUCAGCAGUGAUGGAAAUCAGUGCAGCCUGAGCUCUGCACACAGGCUGUCCUGGGCUUGGAGAGGACACUUUGGGCAGGGUCUCCAUGCAGGGAUUGAUCCCUGAUGGAAGGGUUUGAGUUGUCCCUGCUGGGACAUCACUGGGCUGCACUGCUGAUAACCAUUGACUUUGGCUUUGACUUUGAGGGCACAUCCUCAUCCUCUGCUCCUGGAGAAGCCAGAGCAGGGAACAGCAGCCACAUGACAUGAAAUCAAAUGACAGCAGGCCCUUGACUGAAAUAAUUUGGAGGCCAGGGAGAAGAGCAUUCCAGCAACAGGAACAUUGCUCACCCAUCAGGUCAAAAGCCAUAAUUUAAGGGCAGCCAUCAAGCAAACCAUGAGGAGAUUCCAGGCAGGACAUUGGGGUUGUCCUGUGCAGGGCCAGGAGUUGGAUUUGAUGGUCCUUGAGGGUCCCUUCCAACUCAGAAGGUUCUGUUUUUCUGUUUCUGUGAUGGUGGUGGGGGUGGCCCUGGGGGCCAGGCCCCUGCUGUGCCACCCAAGGACCUCGUGGGAGCCUGAUCCUCUCCACGAGUCCAAACACUGGGAAGUCAUUUCUAAUCAGGAGCAACAUCAACAGGAAUUUAAAGAAUCAAGCAGGGUGGGUAACUGGGAAGACUUGGCUUUCUUAGGGAGAACCUGGUCCUCCUGCUGGGGGAGGUCGUGUAGGGUGAAGGAGAGCUGGGAAAGUGUUUGAUGGGGACCCACAAACCUGCCAUUUACUGGCAGCAGACACCCUGACCUGGGGAAGGUGGUCACAGACCUUUAAGGUUCACAGACCUUCAAGGUUCACAGGCUCCCAGGACAGGAGUGUGGGAGCAGAAGAGCUGAAUAUCUGGGUGUCAUCCUGUGAUCUGGAGAGAUUUUUCAUCCAGAGGUUUUUGGGAGCUCCCCUGUUGGACCUGGGGCACAGGGAGGGCUGGGUGUUGGUUGCUCUCUGUGGGAGACUUCCAGAAACUUUGUAAAAAGGAUUUGUACAUAGACACCCAGCUUUUUAAGCAGGGGCCAAGCAAAUAGGGUUUUAAAUCUCCAAACAGGGCAGCAAGCAAGGAAAUCAAGCAAAAGUAAAAAGCUUUGAGUGGCUGAGGUGUGUUUGGACCAGCAAAGCACCUCCUGGCAAAGCUGCUUUUUUUUUUUUCCAUGGAAAGCACAGGAAUAUCUGAUCACGAGAAACACUUGGCCCGUUGCAAAGACCAAACCAUCUCCUGGGACUCUCAGCUUUUCCCAUGGAAAACCCACCCCCUGUCCUGGUGUGCACGUGCCCAGAGCAGGCAGAGCUGUCACCUCACACCCCGAGAGGAGCUCAGGCCCCAGGCGGACUCAGCUCUGCCAGGAGAAGGAGCAGUAGGAGGAAUACAUUAAACUCCCUAAGAAUGAAGUUCCUUAUUUUAUCCACCCAUGUAAUAAAUUAUUUAGUUUCUGCUUCAUGGACGACUAUUUGAAAGGAUAAAACCCAACUCUUCUAAAAUGGGAAUCUGAUGAAGCCUCUUUUUUUUUUUUUUUUAUUUUUCCUUGGCUCUGAUUCACGCUCGUGUUCUGCAGAUGAAGAUGUACAGAACUUGCUGGGUUUCAAUCUAUUCUCUUACUGUACUGUGCUCUGACAGAGCAAUUACAUCUCCCUGGCAUCACUUAAAGCCUUUUACUUCCCCAGGAAUUUGAUGCAGGGAGAGAAGAAGUUCAGAGCGUUUUCACCUCUUUAUGCUGUCAGUUGUUAUCAGGGCUGGAUGUUGUUCUCCAGUUGCAGGAGGACAUUUCAGGCAGCUCCAGGAGGUGGAGAAGCUUCACCAAGAGCAAGAUGGACAGCAAAUCUAAUUGGGAGCGUUUUAAUUGCAAGUUUGCUUCACUCACACCUCUCCAGUGGCAAAAGUCUGAAAAAACUGCCUCAGUUUGGCAUCUUCACUGAAAUAAUUUCAGCCCCAGAAGCAAGGAGGGGAGGGAGAAGGGAGGAAAAGGAAAUCCUCUGGGUCUGAACAUCCCUACUGGGCUAUUUGAUGAUGAAAAUACCCCAGGGUUUUUUUUAUUUUCUGUCAGGACAGACCAAAACCCUUUGUAGCCUUGAAGAGUGUUGCUGAGUGACAUUGCCAUUUUCCAUAUAUAUAAAUAUGUAUGUAUAUAUGCCAUUAUCUCCCACAGGUUUCUUUGCCAACACCACAAAUAAUCAGCUGUUUGAACAACACUUUAGGUGAGCUCCAGGCCCCACUUUUCCUUUAUCAGCUGGUCUUGUGUCUUCACCAGCCAACACAUGGACAUCUGAGCUCCAGGAGCCACCCCUUGGCAGCCCUCAGGCACGUCUUGUGUGUCCUGUGGGCAAUUCCCAGCCCCAAAUUCCAUGUGUUUGCAGAAUCAGGCCCCUGGGGUGCCCAUUUAAUACCAAUUUUCAACCCCCUGCCCCUGUAUUUGCCCUGCACCAGCCCAGGAAUGCUGUUCCAUUUCCAACCAGCUCUCUGAGAGGAGCCCAAGUUAUUUCAGCUCUUGCUGUCUCAGAUUUAAUGGGGUGGGGAUGAAGAGAGAUGAAGUUCCUCGUGGACUCCAGGGUAAAUCACAAAUAACUCGUUAGAGUUAAUUGGCUUAAACUGGAAUGAGCCCAAAAUCCAGCCUGUUGCCAUUUAAUCCAUACAAGGAUCUAAGUAAUCAAUGCCUCCUGAUUCAUCUCUAGGAAGUUCUCCACUAAUCCACGUGUCUCCUUUCUGUCAGCAUUUCAUGUUUCCGAGCCAUUUACUGUUCAUUUGUCGACUGGAAGACAUGGCAUUUUAAUUAAAGGCAACAAUUCACAAAGUCAGCAGCAUCGUAGUAAAAAAAUAAAGUAAAUAAAUAAUAAUAAAAAAAAAAAACUACAAGAAAUCUUUGUACAAAAAGCUGUAAAUAUUAAUAUAAAUUAACUUGGCAUGCAACUGAACUAAAUCCUAUGUUAUUGCAAGUUAUCCAAGUGUAUAAAGAAGUGUAUAAAGGAAAACCGAGUGCCAUAUGUAUCAGCUGUUUCCUCCAACCAAACUCUACUGUAAAUAUAUAACCUGUAUAAAAAUAUUUUAAUUUUACCAUUAUUUAUGCAAUAGAAAUAAAGGUUGGGUUUGGUUUUUUUUUUCUUUU
This is a messenger RNA of Myiozetetes cayanensis, 8394 nucleotides long. It is a transcript of the gene CALN1, whose product is annotated as calneuron 1. Gene Ontology annotation, molecular function: calcium ion binding. The record is from RefSeq and is a predicted model, not a curated record. The transcript has 7 exons. Lineage: Eukaryota; Metazoa; Chordata; Aves; Passeriformes; Tyrannidae. Bases 597 to 1388 code for a protein of 263 amino acids.